AACGAGGGGAACCCUCGCCCUAUGUUCGUAGUGGAUGAACGCUUGUGCAUGCCAAUGGCUGUUUGGCAUAUUUAUUGGAACAGAUAAAAUCAGAGGAAACAUGUUUUCCUAUGAGAUACUCUUUAAUAAGUCUGCAAUCGAGACGUCCUUCGCGAAAUAAAAACGGGAAAAAAGAGUCCCUUGGCUUGCUGGAGAGCUCUUUUGAUCAAGCAAAGAUUGCUUUGUUGAGAUUGCCAUGCAAUUAAAAGGUUGUCACUCAAAUUCACCGUUUAAACUUUAAAGUUAAGGAACGCCGUUGUAAGGUAGAUGAUGAAUUUGCAAUUACAAAAUUCGAAAUCAAGACGGUAGACACAAACUGGUCUGUGAAGUUGAUACAAAAUAGAAUUAUGUUUUGGAAGAGGGCUACUGUACCCAGUACUAUAUAACAUGUAUCGUGGUUUCAAGGGGAAAUUUUUACUGUGGAUGUGAACUGUAACAACCUAAACUUCGCGAAUGAGACAAACUUUUAUCUUGUACAUGUCCUAUACAUCAUCAUUGUAUAAUAUACUCGCGCAAUCGCGGAGUACAUCGUUUUGACAUUUGGAACCAUUUUAGCACUCCGGUGCCUCUCUGUUUUAUAGCAUUAGAGGUUACGGGUCAUCAAAGUGCAAAUAGUUUUCCAGCGGCUGAGUGGGUUAUGCUUAGUUCUUUAUUUUCGGUAUGUGUGAUAAGAAAUGCAUAGAGCGCACACAGUUACUGUUACGCAGUUUCCGGGGCAGCUUCACACAAAAAAGCGGCCAACGUUUCACAUGUUCAGCCGAACUACAUUUUCGUGAAGGUGGUACCUGUUUCCUUAACAACAAGUAACAAAGUGUAAUGUGCAUGAUGAGCGGCAAAUUUCCUUGCUAUUCUGUGAAAAGAAAUCCAUCGAGUUGAAACCAUACGUCAGGGACAGUGCGCAGGCAUUUUGUGGUUAUAAACCCCCCCCAAAUAAGAGAGUUUUGCCCGAUAUGGCGGCCCUGAACGCCCAGAAUUUGGAGAAGCUCAACCGGCAGGACGGCAGUGUGAAGUCGUCCCGUCGCCACUCCAUCAUCUCCCGCAAGAGUUCCCUCAGCCACUCCACCACUGGCGACGGGGCUAGUGGGCCGGUCAGCAACCGCUGGCGCCGUCUUUCCCGGGCCUUCUCCACCUCCAUUGGCAAUCCAAACUUCCGGGUGGCCACUGUGCGCUCCACCGACACCCCAGCCGCCGCCAGCAAGCCGCUGGUCCGCUUUGAGAACACCUUCAAGAUGGCCCCGGACCCUGGCACCCGGUUUGUGCCGGGCGAGGUGGAGAAGAUCGCCCGCCAGGUGCUGGAGGCCAACCUGACCGAGAAGACACGCUACGAGCCCCGCACCUGCGCCAUCUUCACGCAGCGCAUCGCCGAGGAGAUCAAGAUGAGGGUGAAGGAGCUGAAGAUCCCCCGCUAUAAGAUCGCCUGCCAGGUCUUCAUGGGGUCGGUUAGCGGUCAGUGUCAACGGAUGGUCAGCCGUGCCGUCUGGAACACCGAUACAGACAACUUCGCCACCUGGACUUAUCAGAACAACUCUCUCUAUGCUGUGGCGCUGGUGCAUUGCACUUAUUAUGAGUGACACUCUGAACUAAGGCUUAGGAAACCCACCUUCCUUAAAGGUGCUGCUUCGCCCAGCAUUUUUCUCGAGAAAUGACAAUGACUAUAGGAGCCAAGUCGAUCCCUGUUCACAUCGUUAGAACGCAAUCGCUAGUUAGUAAUCGCUGGUGCCGGGAUUUGUGGCUGGUGUAGAAAACGUGCUUAAAAUACCAAUGACUUUUGGCGCAUCGUCCCACUUUUGCACUGAUCGGCACUUUGAGUUGAACUCUUUACGAACUCUGCAAACAUUAUCGGACAUCGCUAAUUACGGUGCCAGCAGUGAUGCGCACUUUGACGUAACGCACCUAAGGCUUACUUUUGACGCGCUUCCUUCUUCACUUUGUUAACAGGGGAUGCGAGGAGAGAUGCAUAUCGCUGGUUGAUCUUUUUAAGUUACACGAUAAUGCGACAGCUAUUAAUAAGAAUGUGAUUUUGUGAAAUGUGUUUUGUGCACAGACGUUUUAGUCAGCUGCAAUGUCUCGUAUUGCUGCAAGUGGCAAUGCAUGCAGGAAGUUCUUAAAAUGCUGGAGUUCCGUUGCAAGUUUUGUUAUGGUGACUAAACUCAAGACAUGUAAAGUUGCUCCAAACUGCGCCGCUCGUUCGUAACCACCACUCAUCACUUGGGCGGUAGUAAAAAUUAAAAAACAAAUUCACAUUCAAAGAUUUUCGGGAAGGGAAAACAUUAAAUUUGGAGUGGCUUAUUUGCAGACCGUGCUCGUGCCAAUACGGGUGAUUCACAAUAGUGCGCCUCCAAGAGUUUACAGUGCAUUGACCAAUCACAACGUGCGAAAUCUGUCGACCCUUUCAAGACGCGCCUUGGGUCGACAGAUUUUGCGCAUCGUGAAUCGCCCGUAUUCGUUGAAUGCCAAAUCACAGAUGAAACGGCACUCACACCACACGCCCAAUAAAACCUUAAAUAGAUAGAUUCCUAGCUGUGGCACACGUGCACCCGGCCAUGGAGACGAUUGAGCGCUGGCCAACGGUGCAACGGUGAUAGUUUGCCGGAAUAAACUGCCGUCCAUGCAUGUGUAACUGCAUCUAACAAGUUCUGUCGUGAUUCAUUUUUCGAAAUUCCAUCCAAACUCUUUACAGCUGAGCACCAUUAGUUACCCAAACAAUGCCGUGGACGGAAUAAAUUGCCCAGAUGGUGGUCACGUCGUGUUUUUCAACCAUUCAAAGCAGUUUUAAUAACCAAAAAUGAAGCUUGAAGGAAAACUAGUUUGUUCCCUUUCAUCAGUAUGAAUGUAAAGUCGUAUCACUACUGCUAAUGGGUCUACGGGGAACAAGACAAACGUGGCAGUAUCAUGAUUAAGGUUUAUUGGCGCACAUCUUUAAUUCGAAGUGAACUCUACGCACGUAUUUGCACUAAAAUUGUACUAUUUGAUCAGUAAUAAUAUAAAGAAUAAUAAAUAAAAAUAAGUUCCAUAUUAUAAACAUUUGGAACGCUAUGAUUGUAUUUCCCGUUGUUCCUUAAUUGCUUAUUGUUUAUUGAAAGUCUCAUAAUUUUUCCCAUUGCAUAAUUUUAAAUCAUACUACAGAUGCGGAAAAUAGGAACUUUCAAAAGAAGUUGUGUGAUGUCAGCGUGAAUCAAUAAGAAUGAACGAAGCAAAUUACGCAGUUAAAGUCGAUUUUACCGCCUUUUCACUGCACCGUUCAACAUGCACAUUCCACCGCCAGAUAUUCUUCAGUCGCUUCAUAAUAACUAAAAAUAGAUUGCUGUAACUUUGUGUGAUUUCUGACGAGUAUCUGUGAACUAUGCAAAAGAUGCAGUUUCUGCAGUUAAACCCACCAACGAAAUUAUGUACAUUGAAUUUCAUUUUAAUUUCAAGAAUUUGUAAUUAUAUUUACGGCAUUAAUUUUAUUAAUUGCCAUGUCUGAGACAUGCUAUUGAUUAUCCCUGUCAACUUUUUUUUAUGGGGCUACAAAUAAGUUGUUAAAUAAAUAAUGUUGUACGGUCCUUCCAA
Messenger RNA from Acanthaster planci (crown-of-thorns starfish), 3591 nucleotides. RefSeq names its product dynein light chain 2A-like. Gene Ontology annotation, biological process: microtubule-based movement. The record is from RefSeq and is a predicted model, not a curated record. Gene Ontology annotation, molecular function: dynein intermediate chain binding. Gene Ontology annotation, cellular component: cytoplasmic dynein complex; cytoplasm. Lineage: Eukaryota; Metazoa; Echinodermata; Asteroidea; Valvatida; Acanthasteridae.